AUGGAAACCCGGAAUGCUCCCGGUAGUGCGACCAACAAACUAAAAGAAGUGGGUUUUGGGGGUGAGAUAGAGUUUGCGCGAGAGCUCCAGGAACUGCUCGGGAUCGUCGAGCGAAAACUGGGACUCUGCACGUCAAGCGACGCGGGCAGUGAAAAUGGUGUGGAACGGACACCCGAGGCGCAGUUGCCGCUCGUGUACGUACCACCAAGUGCUAUUUGGCGACAGCUUGAUCACUAUGUACAAUGUGUUAUCAGCGGGGAGAGUGCAGGUUCGCGCGACUUGCUGGAACAGUUUCUCGAAGACCUUCUUCGGUAUUCGGUACGGACGAAGCACGCCUUCUUUUUGCACCGUCUCUACGGCGGCUCGGAUCCAGUAGGACAAAUAGCUGACCUCAUCUGCUCGGUGUUAAACAACUCUGCGGAUACGUUUUCCGCUGCGCCGUAUCUGGUGCUUCUCGAACGACGGGUUAUUGAAGCGCUGAGUUCGUGCAUCGGCUGGAAGACACCGCUGCAGGGUGAUGGUAUCUUCUGUCCUGGCGGCAGCUAUGCGAACCUUAUUGCACUGACGACAGCGCGCCACGUGUUUCAAAUGAAUGCCAGGCGACCGCAGACAAAGCGUACCCAGCGCCAUCACUGCAACGAGCGGCGAAUGGGGAUCUUCACGUCGGUCCAAGGCCACUACAGCGUUCGACGGAAUGCGGCCAUGCUCGGGUUCUGUGAUGCACCCGGUGAGGACUGCUCGGAUGUCGUGCUGGUGCCCUGUGACGAGCAAGGCCGCAUGGACCCGGAGGCGUUGCGUCGACUCAUUCACUGCUUUCGCAACACCCGGCCGCUUUCCAGCGUAUUCGUGAACGUGACAGCGGGUACGACUGUUUUGAGUGCGUUCGACCCUCUGCCCGAAAUCUGGACAGUUCUGGCAGAGGCAUUUCCAUUGAAUUCCGUAGAGUCAGCGUCAGCAGAGCUGGAACAGCGCCUUGAGGCAGACACCAUGAUUCGGGAGCGCUUGCCUCAGCCGACGUUUUGGGUGCACGUGGACGGAGCCUUAGGCGGCUCUUUCUUAUUUUCGGAGAGAUUUCGUCCGGUGGCGCUGGCUGGGCUUGAAAAAUACGCAAAUUCGUUUGUGCUGAAUGCUCAUAAGCUACUCAAUGCACCGCUGCAGUGCUCGAUUCUGUUAGUUCGGGAGCGCGGUUUGCUUCAGGCCGCGCACGCUGCGCGAGCACCGUAUCUGUUUCACGACGACCUCGAUACCGAUGCGCAGUACGAUAUUGGCGACAUGACGCUGACGUGUAGCCGCCGCUCUGAUGCGCUCAAGUUCUGGCUGAUGUGGAUGUGGCGUGGCAGUGCUGGUUUCGGGGCCCGCGUGGAAGCCGCUGCUCGCAACGCACGCGCUAUUGCUGAGGCCAUGGCGAAGCGACCGUGCUUCCUCCUGGUACACUGGCCGCUUGAUCGGUCUUAUCCUGCGACGAAUGUUUGCUUUUAUUACCUGCCAUCGGACAUGCGAGAAAGCAUUCGGAACCUGGCAGACAUCAAGGCGGAAACAGCCGCUCAGCUGCUGGGUAGCAUCAGCGUCCGGCUGUGUCGAGCGCUGCAGGUCAGCGGCAAGGCCUUGCUGAACUACUGCACGCUCGAAGGCACAGAUUUGCCGAUUUUUUUGCGCCUUGCCCUGCAUGGUCUUCACGUAUACGAAGAGCAGGAAAUUCAAGAUCUCCUGAACCGCAUUGAAGACUGUGGCGAUCACGCAAUCCGUCCCGGUACACCAGCGAGCAUCAGCGGCAACGUCAGCGGCGGAGUGUCGCCCGUAGGCGACGACGGCGCUCAUAAUGCCGUCCUCUAG
Messenger RNA from Cyanidioschyzon merolae strain 10D, 1833 nucleotides. RefSeq names its product probable glutamate decarboxylase. Gene Ontology annotation, molecular function: carboxy-lyase activity; pyridoxal phosphate binding. Gene Ontology annotation, biological process: carboxylic acid metabolic process. NCBI's taxonomy places the organism in Eukaryota, Rhodophyta, Bangiophyceae, Cyanidiales, Cyanidiaceae. The record is from RefSeq and is a predicted model, not a curated record. Bases 1 to 1833 code for a protein of 610 amino acids. The transcript has a single exon. Gene Ontology annotation, cellular component: cytoplasm.